AUGUUGUCGCCGUCCUUAUCGCUGCUUGCCCUAGGGCUUGCGUCCGUUGCGCCCGCUCUCGCUGCAAAACCAGGUGGUUUCGAGGAUGGUGGAGAUACGCUGGUCAGCGCAAUGAUGAUGUUCGUCGGUAAUGAAGAGAAGGUCUACAUCCUCGACAAAGCCGAAGGAAACGCUGCGCAGGUCAACAAUCAUCCCGCAUGGGCAUCCGUUUGGGAUAUCAACACUCGACUUGCGGAAGUGAUGGAUGUGCCCUCAAAUGUUUUCUGUUCAUCUGGGAUGCACUUACCCAAUGGCUCUUUCGCAACGUUUGGCGGAAACGGUGCGGUCGGACGAGGGGGUCAGAUUGGGUCCGUCAAAAACCCAGGAGGUUUUACCGCCUCAUGGGACGCUGAAUACCAGAACUCGGAUGGAUCUCGCGCGAUUCGUAUCCUCGACCCCUGUACCUCCGCAGACGACUUCAACUCGCGCCAAUGCAGAUGGUUCGACGACGCCACGGUUCUGGCAAUGAAGGUGCCACGAUGGUACUCAACCGCCGAACCACUCGCCGACGGCACUAUUGUCAUGAUUGGCGGCUUCACUACAGGUGGAUACAUCAACAGAAACUAUCCCAACACCGAGCCCAACGGCGGUGGUUCCCAAAACUCUUACGAAUUCUUCCCCGCGCGCGAUGGCGAUCCACCCAACCUGCCUUUCCUGACCCAUACCUCCGGAUUGAACACCUACGUUCAUGCUUUCAUGAUGCCCUCCGGAUUGAUGUUCUUGCAGGCCAACGUUUCAACUACUUUGUGGAACUAUAACGACAAUACGGAAACUCGUCUGCCUGACAUGCCCAACGGAGUCGUCCGAGUAUACCCAGCAUCCGGUGCCGUCGCCAUGCUCCCUCUUACCCCGGCCAACAACUAUAACCCGACCAUCAUCUUCUGCGGUGGUACCGACAUGAAGGAUGAGGAAUGGGGUGAUUUCGCAUACCCGUACAUCAACACCUGGGAUUACCCUGCCUCCAAGGAUUGUCAGAGAAUCACUCCCGAACCUGAGGAUGGUUCCGCACCGGUGUAUGAACAAGACGACGACAUGUUGGAGGGACGCACCAUGGGACAGUUCAUCAUUUUGCCUGAUGGCAAGCUUUUGGUGCUAAACGGCGCCCUUAACGGCACUGCUGGUUAUGCUCAAAGCACGCUACUCGUCGAGUCUUACGCUGACAUGCCAUGGGGCGAGUCGCUUGCCGCUGGACCUGUCCUUACCCCCGCCAUCUAUGACCCCAAUGCACCAAGGGGUCAGCGAUGGACUCGAGCAGGACUCGAAGAGGCCAAAUAUCCUCGCAUGUACCACUCUUCCGCCAUGCUCUUGCCCGACGGAUCAGUUUUGGUCGCAGGCUCCAACCCUAACGUCGAUGUCAAUCUCACUACCAUCUUCCCUACCACCUACGCUGCUGAAAUCUUCUACCCGCCUUACUUCUCUGCUCCAGUUCGUCCUGUUCCCAGCGGUAUUCCCAAGACCCUCUCCUAUGGCGGCGAACCUUUCGACAUCACCAUUCCUGCCACCUCGUAUUCCGGAUCUGCCAACGACGCCGCUGAUGCUACUGUCGUCUCCGUCCUUCGUGGAGGUUUCACUACCCACGCGAUGAACAUGGGUCAACGCUACCUGCAACUCGAAAACACGUACACUGUCCAGAGCGAUGGCUCCAUUGUCCUUCAUGUUGCUCAAAUGCCACCCAACCCCAACAUCUUCCAGCCAGGACCAGCCUUCGUCUACGUCACGAUCAAAGGCAUUCCUAGUAACGGAACGUAUGUCAUUGUGGGUAGUGGACAGAUGGGUCCUCAGCCUACGCAAGCGGCCAGCACCCUUCCUCCCAGCGUCCGCCUUGACACUGCCAAGGGUGCUGCUGAUGGCAGCCAGAGCGGAAAGAACACCGAGUCUACUGAUGGCAAGGUCGAGGAGAGCGGUGGCCUUGGGACUGGUGCAAUCAUCGGUCUCGCCGCUGGCGGUGUUGCAGCCAUUGCGAUCCUUGGUGCCCUCCUUGGUGUCUUCCUUGCUCGCCGCCGACGUGCUGCUGGCCGCGAUGCUGCUACCAACUAUCCCAUGGCGGGUGCUGGUAUGGCUUCCGUUGGUGGUGCUGGUGCGUUUGCUGCUGGCGCUCGGGGCGUCCGUGACUCGGAUUCGAGUGCGUUUGUGCCUUUGGCCCAUGGAAACCACAGCCAUACUUGGAACCAGAGCACGGCGAGCUUGGUAUCGCCGUACAAGGACCAUGAUAUGCCUUCACGAGCCAGUGGGACGGGUAUUAGCAUGGAGUAUGACCCCUACGGUAACCCAUCUCACUCGGGUGUGCAGCAUCCAUAUUCUGGACAGCCUCAUAGGUAUUGA
Messenger RNA from Coprinopsis cinerea okayama7#130, 2361 nucleotides. Its product is annotated as copper radical oxidase variant A. Lineage: Eukaryota; Fungi; Basidiomycota; Agaricomycetes; Agaricales; Psathyrellaceae. The transcript has 4 exons. The record is from RefSeq and is a predicted model, not a curated record. Bases 1 to 2361 code for a protein of 786 amino acids.